Molecule: messenger RNA, 708 nt
Organism: Triticum dicoccoides
Lineage: Eukaryota; Viridiplantae; Streptophyta; Magnoliopsida; Poales; Poaceae
Exons: 1
Coding region: 103-453 (116 amino acids)
Source: RefSeq, a predicted model, not a curated record
CUGCUAGUCCUAGCUACGGCCUACGGGAACUCGUGACACUCGCGUUCCAGUUCCACUCCAUAGUUAUCCAACACAAGCGGGUCGAUUAGCUGGCUGGCUAGCAUGGAUAGGAAGGUGUGCAUCUCUGUCGUAAUCCUCGCGCUAGCUGUGCUCGCUGGCCCGGGCGCGAAGGCGGCCGCGCUCGCCGGUGGCGCUGCCAGCAUCGACGCGGGGGCGGCGGUGCGACAGCUGAUGUCAGUGUCGCUGCCGUCGUCCAUGAAGCUGCAAGACGGCGUGGCGUCGGAGCUCGCGGUGGCAUCGGUGGUGAACCUGGCGAGGCACCGCCGCCUCCUCUCAUUAGGCUUCCCCCCGGCCGUCCUGGACAACAGGGCAGCUUGCAACCCAACUUGUCCGGGGCAAGGACAGCCGUACACCGACCAUGGAUGCAAUAGCAGGUACCUCUGCCGGCACUGAAUGGACCAGCGCCACUACGUUUGGGCGUCGACGCAACCUCCAUUCCUGCCUGGCCGGCGUCCGCGUCCAUGAGUGCACUCGCGCGUUCCGUCCAUCCAUGUCCUAUUUCAUUUCCAUUCUGCAUUUCGUACUGUUGUUGCUAUUGCUAUAUAUCUUGGAAUAACUAUUAACUUUUGUUAUCAUCUCCCUCCCGGCCGGCCUCUGCAUCUAGAGUAUAUGGGAAUAUCAUUAGUGAGAUUAAUAGGAGGUCUCAAA